Menidia menidia (Atlantic silverside) is the source of this 6003-nucleotide messenger RNA. The record is from the annotation of a GenBank genome assembly. NCBI's taxonomy places the organism in Eukaryota, Metazoa, Chordata, Actinopteri, Atheriniformes, Atherinopsidae.
UUGGACUGUUUGCUUUUGGAGUACCUCGCCAUCGCCGCCCUCUCCAAACUCCAACUUUCCAAAUCAGAAGCGCAGCCCCGAUCGCCAACUCUUUCAACCUCUCUGGCCCUCCACCCUGAGCCAAGAUGUCCAAGAAGGCCCCGAGCCGACUGGGCGGCCAAGAAGCUGGUGUGGAUCCCGUCAGAGAAGCACGGCUUCGAGGCGGCCAGCGUCAAAGAGGAGCGCGGCGAGGAGGCGCUGGUGGAGCUGGCCGACAAUGGCAAGAAGCUGACGGUCAACAAGGACGACAUCCAGAAGAUGAACCCGCCCAAGUUCAGCAAGGUGGAGGACAUGGCCGAGCUCACCUGCCUGAACGAGGCCUCCGUGCUGCACAACAUCCGCGAGCGCUACUUCUCUGGGCUCAUUUAUACGUACUCCGGCCUGUUCUGUGUGGUGGUCAACCCCUACAAAAUGCUGCCCAUCUACUCUGAGAAGAUUAUCGACAUGUACAAAGGAAAGAAGCGACACGAAGUCCCCCCACAUAUCUACUCCAUAGCCGACAACGCCUACAGAAACAUGAUGCAAGAUCGUGAGGACCAGUCCAUUCUUUGCACAGGGGAGUCUGGUGCCGGGAAGACUGAGAACACCAAAAAAGUCAUCCAGUAUCUGGCUGUUGUGGCCUCCUCUCACAAAGGCAAGAAGGACAGCAGCGCUCAACAAUCAGGAUCACAGUUUGCCUACGGGGAGCUAGAGAAGCAGCUCCUGCAAGCCAAUCCCAUCCUGGAGGCAUUCGGAAAUGCUAAAACCAUUAAAAAUGACAACUCCUCUCGAUUUGGAAAAUUCAUCCGAAUCAACUUUGAUGUAACUGGCUACAUUGUUGGAGCCAACAUUGAAACCUACCUGUUGGAGAAGUCUCGCUGUAUCCGACAGGCAAAGACGGAAAGAGCCUUUCACAUCUUCUACUACAUGAUAGCUGGUGCCAAGGACAAACUGCGUGAGGAGCUUCUUCUGGAACCCUUCAGUAACUACCGCUUCCUGAGUGCGGGCCAUGUUCAGAUUUCUGGUCAGGAAGAUGAUGAGCUGUAUGAGGAGACCAUGGAGGCCAUGAACAUCAUGGGCUUCACCGAGGAGGAGAGAGCUGACAUACUGAAGGUCUGCUCAACGGUCAUGCAGCUGGGAAACAUCGAGUUCAAGAAAGAGCGGAACCAGGAGCAGGCCACCAUGCCCGACAACACUGCGGCCCAGAAGGUGUGUCACCUGCAGGGCAUCAAUGUGACCGACUUUACCCGGGCCAUUCUCACCCCUCGUAUCAAAGUGGGCAGAGAAGUGGUGCAGAAGGCACAGACCAAAGAGCAGGCUGACUUUGCCACUGAAGCCUUGGCUAAGGCGAUUUUCGAGCGGUUGUUCCGCUGGAUCCUGGGCCGUGUCAAUAAAGCCCUGGACAAGACCAAACGUCAGGGAGCCUCCUUCCUGGGAAUCCUAGACAUUGCUGGGUUUGAGAUCUUUGAGGAUAACUCCUUUGAGCAGCUCUGCAUCAACUACACCAACGAGAAGCUGCAGCAACUCUUCAACCACACUAUGUUCAUCCUGGAGCAGGAAGAGUACCAGAGGGAGGGUAUCGAGUGGAACUUCAUCGACUUCGGCCUUGACCUGCAGCCAUGCAUCGAGCUCAUCGAGAGGCCGAACAACCCCCCUGGUAUCCUGGCCCUGCUGGAUGAGGAGUGCUGGUUCCCCAAAGCCACAGAUGUCUCUUUUGUCGAGAAACUUAUGAACACACAGGGGAACCACAUGAAGUUUGCCAAACCCAAGCAGCUUAAGGACAAAACGGAGUUCUCCGUUCUUCAUUAUGCCGGGAAGGUAGACUACAACGCAUCAGCUUGGCUGACAAAGAACAUGGACCCUCUGAAUGACAACAUCACAUCGCUUCUCAGCAAUUCCUCCAGUCAGUUUGUGCAAGACCUCUGGAAAGAUGCGGACAGAGUGGUGGGUCUUGACACAAUCGCUAAGAUGACAGACAGCUCGAUGCCAAGUGCCUCAAAGACCAAGAAAGGCAUGUUCCGCACAGUAGGACAGCUCUACAAGGAAUCUCUGGCAAAACUCAUGACCACACUGCACAACACCCAGCCGAACUUCGUCAGAUGCAUCAUCCCCAACCACGAGAAGAGGGCAGGGAAACUGGACGCUCACCUCGUCCUGGAGCAGCUGAGGUGCAACGGAGUGUUGGAGGGGAUCCGAAUCUGCCGACAAGGUUUUCCCAACAGAAUCGUCUUCCAGGAGUUUCGCCAACGAUACGAGAUUUUGGCAGCAAGUGCCAUUCCUAAGGGUUUCAUGGAUGGCAAGCAGGCAUGCUGCCUCAUGAUAAAGCACCUGGAUUUGGACCCCAACCUGUACAGGAUUGGGCAGAGUAAAAUCUUCUUCCGCACGGGAGUUCUCGCCCAGCUGGAGGAGGAGAGGGAUUUGAAGAUCACCGUGAUCAUCAUCGCUUUCCAGGCACAAGCCAGAGGCUUCCUGGCUAGAAAGGCUUUUGCCAAGAGACAACAGCAGCUGACAGCCAUGAAAGUCAUCCAGAGGAACUGCGCUGCAUACCUCAAACUGAGAAACUGGCAGUGGUGGAGACUCUUCACAAAGGUCAAACCUCUGCUGCAAGUGACCCGACAGGAGGAGGAGAUGAGUCUAAAAGAUGAAGAGCUGCAAAAAGCCAAAGAGGUGGCUACAAAGUUCGAGUCGGAGCUGAAAGAAGUCUCCAUGAAACACACUCAGAUUGUUGAGGAGAGGAAUGCUCUCCAGGAGCAGCUUCAGGCAGAGACGGAGCUGUACGCAGAGGCUGAGGAGAUGAGGGUCCGUCUUGCUGCUAAGAAACAGGAGCUGGAGGAGAUCUUGCAUGAGAUGGAGGCGCGGUUGGAUGAGGAGGAGGAGCGCGCUCAGUCCCUGCUGCUGGAGAAGAAGAAAAUGCAACAACAGAUGCAGGAACUUGAGGAGCAUUUGGAAGAGGAGGAGGAUGCCCGUCAAAAGCUGCAGCUGGAGAAGGUCACCUGUGAGGGAAAGAUUAAAAAGUUGGAGGAGGAUGUUCUGGUUAUGGAAGACCAAAACAACAAACUUCUUAAGGAGCGUAAGCUGAUGGAGGAACGAAUUGCCGACUUCAGUGCCACCCUGGCAGAGGAGGAGGAGAAAUCCAAGAACCUCACUAAGCUCAAAAACAAACAUGAAUCCAUGAUUUCCGAUUUAGAAGUUCGCUUGAAGAAAGAGGAGAAGUCUCGCCAGGAGCUGGAUAAAGCAAAGCGGAAGUUGGAAGCAGAGUCUAAUGACCUACAAGAGCAGAUAGCUGACCUGCAGGCCCAGAUCGCUGAGCUCAAAGCUCAGCUUGCAAAGAAGGAGGAGGAGUUACAGAACGCCUUGGCAAGAUUAGAAGAUGAGACAGCCCAAAAAACCAAUGCUCUGAAGAAGAUCAGAGAGCUGGAAGGACACAUCUCCGACCUGCAGGAAGACCUGGACUCUGAACGAGCAGCCAGAAACAAAGCAGAGAAGAUCAAACGAGACCUCGGAGAGGAGCUGGAGGCCCUGAAGUCUGAGUUGGAGGACACCCUGGACACCACUGCCACACAGCAGGAGCUACGAGCCAAACGCGAGCAGGAGGUGAACCUGCUGAAGAGAGCCAUUGAGGACGAAAACCGCACACAUGAGGCUCAGAUUCACGAGAUGAGACAGAAACACACCCAGGCUGUGGAGGAGCUCAGUGAGCAGCUGGAGCAAUCUAAACGAGUGAAGACAAACCUGGAGAAGGCUAAACAAGCUCUGGAUAAGGAAACAUCUGAAUUAACCAUGGAGGUGCGCUCACUGGUUCAGGCCAAACAAGACGGGGAGAACAAAAGAAAGAAGCUGGAAGUUCAAGUGGCAGAUCUGCAGUCACGCUUCAAUGACAGCGAGAAGCAGAAGGCGGAGCUGGGCGAGCGCUGCUCCAAGAUGAAUGUUGAACUGGAGAGCGUGACAAACCUGCUCAAUGAAGCUGAGGGCAAGAACAUCAAACUGAGCAAAGAUGUCACCAGUCUCUCCUCUCAACUCCAAGAUACACAGGAGCUACUGGCCGAGGAGACGCGCCAGAAACUGCAGUUCUCCACGAAGCUGCGACAAGCAGAAGAUGAUAAGAACAGCCUACAGGAGCAGCUUGAAGAGGAGAUGGAGGCCAAGAGGAAUGUGGAGAGACAUGUGUCCACUCUCAACAUCCAGUUAUCAGAUUCAAAGAAGAAGCUGGAUGAAUUGUCAGGAAACAUUGAGCUCUUGGAGGAGGGGAAGAAACGCCUGCAGAGAGAUUUGGAGGCAGCCAACACUCAGUUUGAAGAGAAGGCUUCAGCAUAUGACAAGCUGGAGAAAACCAAAAACCGCCUGCAGCAGGAGCUGGAGGACACGCUGAUGGACUUGGACAGCCAGCGGCAGAUUGUGUCAAACCUCGAGAAGAAGCAGAAGAAGUUCGAUCAGAUGCUGGCUGAGGAGAAGAGUAUCUCAAAUAAGUAUGCAGAUGAGCGAGACCGUGCAGAAGCUGAGGCCAGAGAGAAGGAGACCAAAGCGUUGUCUCUGGCGAGGGCUCUGGAGGAGGCCCAGGAUGGCAGAGAAGAGCUGGAGAGGGCAAACAAGGCCCUGAAGCUGGAGAUGGAGGACUUGAUCAGCUCGAAGGAUGACGUUGGAAAGAAUGUGCACGAGCUGGAGAAGUCCAAACGAGGCCUGGAGGCCCAGGUGGAGGAGAUGAAGACCCAGCUGGAGGAGCUGGAAGACGAGUUGCAGGCGGCCGAGGAUGCCAAGCUGCGUCUGGAGGUCAACAUGCAGGCCCUGAAAGCCCAGUUCGAAAGAGACCUCCAGGGCCGGGAUGAAAUGGGAGAGGAGAAAAAGAGACAGCUGGUCAAGCAGGUCCGUGAGCUGGAGACGGAGCUGGAGGAUGAACGCAAACAGAGGACUCUGGCAGCAGCGGCCAAGAAAAAGCUUGAAACGGACAUGAAGGAUCUGGAAGGCCAGAUUGAAACGGCCAAUAAGGGGCGAGACGAAGCCAUCAAGCAGCUCCGCAAACUCCAGGCCCAGAUGAAGGACUACCAGAGGGAGCUGGAGGAUGCCCGUGCUGCCCGGGAGGAGGUGCUGACCACUGCAAAGGAGAGUGAGAGGAAGGCCAAGAGUCUGGAAGCUGAGCUCAUGCAGUUGCAGGAGGACCUGGCCGCCGCUGAAAGGGCGCGGAAACAAGCCGAGGCUGAAAGAGAUGAACUACAUGAUGAGCUGGCAAGCAAUUCCUCUGGAAAGUCAGCCCUGGCAGAUGAGAAGCGUCGCCUGGAGGCCAAGAUCUCGCAGUUGGAGGAGGAGCUGGAAGAGGAACAGAGCAACAUGGAAAUCCUCAAUGACAGGCUGAGGAAGAGCUCUCAGCAGGUGGAUCAGUUGAACGCUGAGCUGCAGUCUGAGCGCACCACUUCCCAGAAGAACGAGAGCGCCCGGCAGCAGAUGGAGCGCCAGAACAAGGAGCUGAAGGCCAAGCUCCAGGAGAUGGAGAACCAGGUCAAGUCAAAGUUCAAGUCCUCCAUCUCCGCUCUGGAGGCUAAGGUGGCACAGCUGGAGGAGCAACUGGAGCAGGAGAGCAGGGAUAAGCAGACAACUGCCAAGAGUUUGCGCCAGAAGGACAAGAAGCUCAAAGACCUUAUAAUGCAGGUGGAGGAUGAAAGAAAGCAGGGGGAGCAGUACAAAGACCAGGCGGAAAAGGCCAAUUCUCGCAUGAAGCAGCUGAAGCGGCAGCUGGAGGAGUCGGAGGAGGAGUCCCAGCGUGCGACGGCCGCCCGCAGGAAGCUGCAGCGAGAGCUGGAUGAAGCCACCGAGGCCAACGACGCCAUGAGCCGCGAGGUCAACUCUCUCAAGAGCAAACUCAGGCGUGGAAACGAGCCCUCCUUUGGCAGCACGCCGCGGCGCAUGGGCGGAGGCCGCAGGGUGGUGGAGGAUGCCUCGGAGGAGGAAGCCGACUCCCAGAUGGACUUCAACGGAACCAAGUCCUCGGAGUGA